UACUUCAUCUUCACAGUGGACAAGUCUCACAGUUGUCUGACUUCUGCCGCUUGUUAACCGACCAUCUUCCUUGUGCGAGGUGCAUAAACGGAUCAUUCUGUCAGCGUCUGGACUGCAGCGGGAACAGAAUGCAUCUGGUCUGGACCUGCGAGGACCUGCAGCGUCUCUGAAGGACUGGUUCCAGGCUGACAGAAGAUGGAAGCUGGUUCCUCAGCUGUGGAUCGGAGCGCGCUUCUGACACUUAUUCCCCAGUCCACUCGCCUGGCAGUUGCCGCUCUGCUCUAGCACCCAGAGGAGUUGACUCUGUCUCGUAACUUGAGCAAUGGAAGAAGUUGACAACAUUUUAAUUCACGCCCUAAGGCAGGUCGGCACUGAGGUGAGUGAAGAUGUCACCAGUGUUAAAGAGUUCACCAGUGAGCUGAUCGUGGAGGCAGUGGUGAGAUGCGUGCGGGUGAUCGACUCUGGACUGGGCAACGCUUUACCAACCUCCCUGCCGCCCGGCAUGUCUGCCCGCUUCAGAGUGGGCAUGAGCCUGGCACAGGCCUGCCAGGAUGUUGGUUAUCGAGGUGAGAUUGGCUAUCAGACCUUUCUAUACAGUAACGAACCAGAGAUUCGCUCGCUGCUCAUGUUCCUGGUGGAGAAGCUGCCCAGAGAAAGAGCUGAAGACUCAGACCAGCCUACGGGUAAAUCUGUCCUCCAGCGAUCCAUUGCAGCAGCUAUCAAGUCCCAGCUGACUGUUCCGUGGCUGCCUCCAAAUUGCCGCCUGCCCUUGCUGGCUGGAACGCAUGUUUUUGGCGCCGUAAACAGCUUCCACACUCAGCCGCUCAGUUUACCACACUGCGACAAAGACCCUGGGAAGAAAGCGCUGAAGGAACAAAUCGACUACCAGCGGAACGUCCUCCUCCCGGUGACGGCCCAGUCCUGCCAUCCUCCCACUGUGGUGGCUUCCAUUUUGGAGGAGCACGCUGCUGAGCUGAGUGCUGCUCAUGAGUGGGACAACGAGUGGAACACUCAGGGGCUCCUCUCUCGACUCACACCGCAGGACUACAGAGCCAGAAAGCGGACUCGACUGCGGAAGCGCAUCCAAGAACAGUUGCGGUCAGCAGCUCUCCCUUCAUCUGAAAAUGCUUCUGCUGGUCUUCGCUCCAACACCGACCUCGCUGAGCUACUGCAGACCUUUAGAAGUUCCACAACUCCUGAUCACAUUCUGGCCAAGGGCUCCCACUUUACCCACACACAGAAGUUCACCUUCACCCAGGUGAUGCGGAAGCACUCAGGAGUAGGUGCAGUUUGGUGGUCUCACUUACUAUGUUUGUGUGUUCAGGAGACAGCAGCGGUGCCAACCCCGAUCCCUAUCCCAACUGGACGUCAGUCAGAGACUGAGAUCCAGCUCCGCCAGCAGGAGGAGCUGUCUCUCCUACAGCAGCAAUUCCAGAAGCUUUGCUCUGAGUUGGAUCAGCUGACUGCAGAUAUGAAGCACAUGAAUGUUACUCAUUCGCAGGUGUUGGAUGAGUUGACACAGACACAGCUGGCCAAUACUGAUCAGGAAGAAAAGAUUCAGGUGAAGAAGAAAACCAUCGACCUUCUGCCUGACGCCGACGACAACGUCGCAAAGCUUCAGGCUGUGGUGGAGGCCAGCAGCAAGAGGGUGGUCCACCUGGCUUCACAGUGGGAGAAACACAGAGCUCCACUCAUCGAGGAGCACCGCAGGCUUAAGGAGAUCUGCAGCAGUCAGGAUCUGGAAUCUUCGAGAAAACUGUCUGAAAUGAAGUCCUUGCAUGAAAAGAUCCGAGUGGCAACAGAGGAGGCCAAGAAGAAAGAAGAAAUGCACAAACAACUGGUGUCAGAGUUGGAGAGCCUUCCUCAGGAUGCCUCACGGUCGGCGUACACGGAGAGAAUCCUGGAGAUUGUGAGCAACAUCAAGAAGCAGAAGGAGGAAAUUAUCAAGGUUUUGUCUGAUACCAAGGAGCUGCAGAAGGAGAUCAACAACCUGACAGGAAAACUGGACCGGACCUUUGCUGUGACAGAUGAGCUUAUCUUCAAGGAUGCUAAAAAAGACGAGUCUGUGCGCAAAUCCUACAAGUACCUGGCUGCCCUUCAUGAGAACUGCAAUCAGUUGAUACAAACCAUCGAGGACACCGGAACGAUCCUCAGAGAGAUCCGAGAUCUGGAGGAGCAGAUCGAGGCAGAAGCUGGAAACAAAACAGUUGCUAACCUUGAAAGGAUCCUGGAGGACUACAAGGCCAUCCGGCUGGAGAACUCUUCCCUCGCUGCUAAAGUGCGAGAGGGGUGAUGCUUCCGUCCUGUCCUUUCUGACCCCUGAAACUCUUGAUCUCAGUCGCUUCUCUUCUGAAGACAGUUUUUUAUCCACAAAUGACAUUUUGACAGACAGUUUGCGACACCUGGUUGAAAGAGAUACUGUGACACAUGCGCUUCCUGUUGGUGGUCAGAUAUUUUACUCAUGAAGACCAGAAAAAAAUCAAAUGUAAAGGACCAUUCCCAUAUUUUCUGCCUUUUAUUUGAACUUCUUGUUUGCGGGGAGGAAUGUAGUUUGAUGGCUAACAAUGUGAGGCAGGUACCAGCUUCAAUAAAGAUGCCUUAUCACUCUGAAGCUGCCGGAUGCCAGUGAAUUCUUCGACUUCAUUUGGGAUUUCCCAUCAGCCUCCUCCACCUAAACCUAUCUUGGUCAUCCUUGUUACACCUCUUCAUGACCUCAUUUACCACCUCAUUGACUUGCGCUAACCCUCUCACUCACUGCUUCCAUUCUUGUCACUCCCAUUGACAAACUUCCUCAAUGCCACUUUUAAUUCUCCACCCAUAGAUCUUCCCUCCCCACCCUGCCUGCACUCUCCUCUUCACCAUCCUUUCAGAUGAUAGUUUUCACCUCAGCUGCCAAUUCAUCACCACACACAUAUGUUCAAUGUAUUUUAUUCAAGUUGUGUUGUCCAGAUUGAGCCAUGAAUAAUUAUUCC
Molecule: messenger RNA, 2972 nt
Organism: Synchiropus splendidus (mandarinfish)
Lineage: Eukaryota; Metazoa; Chordata; Actinopteri; Syngnathiformes; Callionymidae
Gene: ccdc22
Product: coiled-coil domain containing 22
Exons: 15
Coding region: 323-2293 (656 amino acids)
Biological process (GO): positive regulation of ubiquitin-dependent protein catabolic process
Molecular function (GO): cullin family protein binding
Source: RefSeq, a predicted model, not a curated record